AUGGCGAUCACCAAUUAUGCCGAAAAGGACGCUGUUGUCUCCGCAGACACCAGCGAAGAGAAAAUGGCCCACAGCGAAGCAGUGCCCGAGAAGGACGUUGCUGUCAAUCGCGACUAUGCGGGUGCCGCUCCAAAGACUGAUCCAGCGGAGAUCCGUCUGGUCCGCAAGCUGGAUUUUAGAAUCAUGCUAACCAUCUGGAUCUAUCCACAUUUGUCCUUACAGCCGAUGCUGGUCGUCAUGUAUUUUCUCAACUACAUCGACCGUAACACUCUUGCCCAGGCACGCCUUGACAACCUCGAGAAGGAGCUGGGCAUGGAGGGCGAAUACCAAUUCAACACGACCAUUUCCAUCCUCUUCGCCGGCUACGUCCUGAUGCAGAUUCCUAGCAAUAUGCUAAUCACCCGGAUUAGGCCAAGCAUCUAUAUGAGCUCGUGGAUGAUUAUUUGGUCAAUUGUGUCAGCUAACUCCUCAUCCAGCUUGUACGUCCUUGGUCAAGUCUUAUUCUGGCAUGGUGAGGUUGCAGCUCGAAUUGCCGUUUUGUAUUGUGCACAGAUCCUUGCAACAGGAUUUGCUGGUUUAAUUGCUGCGGGAGUAUUUAAGGGUCUGGAUGAUGCAAGAGGCCUCUCUGGCUGGAGAUGGCUAUUUAUCAUCGAAGGCUGCACGACCACUGCCGUGGCGAUAGGGGGGUUCUGGUUUUUACCAGAUACCCCCAGCACAACCCGCUGGCUCAAUACCAGCGAACGUGAACUCGCCCACGCCCGAAUCGAACGGGAUAAAAUGGGUGAGGAAUCAGCCAAGAUCUCAGCCCUGGAAGGCCUAAGGCAAGCAACAACCCCGACCCACCCCAAUACAGAUAACACAUCUGUUGAAACGAAAGCCAACCCCUCACAAACCAGCGUCGUCAAAACCCUCGGUUUCCCCAAGACGGAAACCCUCCUCCUAACAUGCCCGCCGUUCAUCUUCGCCGCCGCCGCCGCCAUAUUCACGGGCUGGAGCUCUGGGCGCCACCACGAGCGUACCUGGCACAUCACCGGGGGUCUCAGUGUCGCAAUAGUCGGAUUCAUAAUCGCCUCGUCAACCCUCAACACGGCCGGGCGCUACGUCGCAUGCUUCAUCUUCCCCAUGGGCGCAUACUCGGUCAACUCCGUAAUCAUCGGCUGGGUGUCGUCGACGCUGUCGCAGACGCGCGAGAAGCGGGCCGUGGUGCUGGCGAUGCAUAACGUUGCGGGCCAGAUUGGGUACAUCUACGGUGCGUACGUGUGGCCGAAUUACGACAGGCCGCGGUUUGCGAUUGGGUUUGGGGUUUCGGCUGGGUUUGCGUUUGGGGCGAUUGUGUGUGCGUGGUGGAUGCGGACGUUGUUGAAGAGGGAGAAUCGGAGGUUGAAGGAGGUGACGGGGGAUACGAUUGUUAAUUACUACGGGUAUUGA
This is a messenger RNA of Histoplasma capsulatum G186AR, 1428 nucleotides long. RefSeq names its product MFS transporter. Lineage: Eukaryota; Fungi; Ascomycota; Eurotiomycetes; Onygenales; Ajellomycetaceae. The transcript is spliced from 6 exons. The coding region runs from base 1 to 1428 and encodes 475 amino acids. Gene Ontology annotation, cellular component: membrane. Gene Ontology annotation, molecular function: transmembrane transporter activity. The record is from RefSeq and is a predicted model, not a curated record.